AUGGAGAAGAGGAGAAGAAGAGAAGAGAAAAAGAAGAGAAGACGGAGAAGAGGAGAAGAGGGAGAAGAGGAGAGGAGGGAGAAGAGGAGAGGAGGGAGAAGAGGAGAGGAGGGAGAAGAGGAGAGGAGGGAGAAGAGGAGAGGAGGGAGAAGAGGAGAGGAGGGAGAAGAGGAGAAGAGGGAGAAGAGGAGAAGAGGGAGAAGAGGAGAAGAGGGAGAAGAGGGAGAAGAGGGAGAAGAGGGAGAAGAGGGAGAAGAGGGAGAAGAGGGAGAAGAGGGAGAAGAGGGAGAAGAGGAAAAGUGGGAGAAGUGGGAGAAACGGGAAAAAAGGGAGUAG
Molecule: messenger RNA, 336 nt
Organism: Harmonia axyridis
Lineage: Eukaryota; Metazoa; Arthropoda; Insecta; Coleoptera; Coccinellidae
Product: spore wall protein 2-like
Exons: 1
Coding region: 1-336 (111 amino acids)
Source: RefSeq, a predicted model, not a curated record